GCCUGCUUUCUCUGCUACUCCCGGAACAUGGUUCCCACACAGAGCCGGCCCUCUACGAGUGCUGAUGAAACAGAAGAAUGUGGUCUGUGUAAGAAGGCCCCAGCACUCUGAGACUUAUUAACUGAAUCCACGGCUCCAAAUGACUCAACACCUUUGUGAGCUGGCUUUUUCACACCUGAGAAUGGGGGUGAUACCAUCCAUCUUGCAAAAAUUAUUUGUCAGGAGUAAAUGCAAAGUAUCCUUGCGCUGUGCCAUAUAAACAUUAGAGGCCUUUAAUAGUAUUACUAAGACUCACAAGGACAGGAGAGAUGUGAGUACCAGAGCCCUGGGUUGCCGUCACCCACCUUGCCUACCAGAAAUCACUGGUGUUUUCCACCAAGGGACAAACAAGGACUGUCCUGGGGGAUGUGUAGCCUCGCAGACACUUGCUGAGGUUUUUAGACUUCCUUCCUUCAAGAGCAAAAAUGUGGGCAGCUGACUGUGGUCCAGUGGGUGGACAGGACCCCUUUUCAGAGAAGUUUACAAUCAUCUACCUGAUAAGUAAUUUCCAAGAAUCAAGAAGCAUUCCACAGACUAAUAAUUCUGAAACAAAAAAAAAUUUGCAUCUCACAAUGAAAUCAUUGACCUAGUUACAUAAGGUGUCUUCCUGCCUCCACCUUCGCUACCUUCAUAUGGUCCGCAGCGUGUUGAAGACAGACAUUUGUGGUGAGGCAGCGCGCGACCCACCCCCUCGAGGGUGAAGACCCAGCCACACUCCCUCGAGGAGCCGAGCCCCAAGCAGGGCAGCAAGGACGGACACCCUUCCAGCCACCUGCGGCUUGAAGUCAUCACUUUCAAUCCGCUGUGACUGGGGCCAGGGCCUCCACACCUGUGAGAGGAAGCAAAGGUCUAAGAAAUCUGAAAUUGAAGAAAAAACCCGCAGCAGCUGGUUUGUGGGUCGGCAACGCUGUUGGAGACAAUGAAUUCCACAGAGCUCUACUCCUCGACUGAUGAUUACUCUGACCCCACUUUCUAUUCUGUGCCUAUGGACGACUUGCAAUGCUCCUUGGAAGAGGUCAGAGAGUUCACCAGGGUAUUUAUGCCAAUUGCCUACUCCUUAAUAUGUGUCUUUGGCCUCCUUGGCAAUAUUAUGGUGGUGAUGACCUUUGCCUUCUACAAGAAGACCAGGUCCAUGACUGAUGUCUACCUGCUGAACAUGGCCAUUACAGACAUCCUUUUUGUCCUCACUCUGCCAUUCUGGGCAGUCACUCACGCCACUGGCGCUUGGGUUUUCAACAACUCACUGUGUAAACUCAUGAAAGGCAUCUACGCGGUCAACUUUAACUGCGGGAUGCUGCUCCUGGCCUGUAUCAGCAUGGACCGGUACAUUGCCAUCGUUCAGGCAACCAAAUCUUUCCGGGUACGAUCCAGAACAUUGGCACACAGUAAGAUCAUCUGUUUGGUGGUGUGGGUCACAUCGGUCUUCAUCUCAAGUCCCACAUUUAUCUUCAACGAGAAAUACGAGUUGCUGGGCAGACAGGUCUGCGAGCCCCAGUACAAGUUUGUCUUGGAGCCCAUCACCUGGAAACUGCUGGGGCUGGGGCUGGAGCUGCUCUUCGGCUUCUUCAUCCCUUUGCUGUUCAUGGUGUUCUGCUACCUGUUCAUUAUCAAGACCUUGGUGCAGGCCCAAAAUUCUAAAAGGCACAGAGCCAUCCGCGUCGUGAUCGCUGUGGUUCUCGUGUUCCUGGCUUGCCAGAUCCCUCACAACGUCGUCCUCCUUGUGACUUCAGUAAACAUGGGCAAGAUGAACCGGACCUGCCACGGUGAGAUACGCCUCGCCUACACCAGGAAUGUGGCCGAGGUCCUGGCCUUCCUCCACUGCUGCCUCAACCCUGUGCUGUACGCAUUUAUUGGACAGAAGUUCAGAAACUACUUCACGAAGAUCAUGAAGGACGUGUGGUGUGCUAAACGAAAGAACAAGGUGCCGGGUUUCCUCUGUGCCCGGAUGUACUCAGAAAGCUACGUGUCCCGGCAGACCAGUGAGACUGUGGACAAUGACAAUGCAUCAUCCUUUACCAUGUAACGUGAAGCCACAUACCCCCAGAAACCUUUGUGAAACUUGCUAUAUUACAUGUGAAAAAGAGAGAGAAAGAAAGCCAUGCCCAAAUAACUAUGGAAAUUAAACGAAGCCUUCCUGCAGGAUCAGAACCAGUUGGCAGGUGGGCACUAAUAGCCAAGCUCUCCCCCGGUGUGGUUGACAAGAAACAUUGUUGGCUCUUGUCUCCUGGGGUUGGUGUUCCACAAGCAAGCUGUGGGGAAUGCUGGAUUAGAGUGUCGUGCUUAUGAAUAUGAACAUAUUCACAAACUGCGUGACGGGGUCGCAGACCCAGUUAGGGCACAAAACAAGGACACAGCUUGAGAAAGCUACAGAAGCCCUCCUGUGACUCACAGGAUGCUAACAAGAUGUUUACCAUCCCUGAUGGCAAGUGGCAAAGAUCCUGUAUCUGCUUCCUUUUUAAUCAUCUCAGCAAGCGCUAGGCGGCCGGGGGUG
Molecule: messenger RNA, 2530 nt
Organism: Peromyscus leucopus (white-footed mouse)
Lineage: Eukaryota; Metazoa; Chordata; Mammalia; Rodentia; Cricetidae
Gene: Ccr6
Product: C-C motif chemokine receptor 6
Exons: 2
Coding region: 959-2062 (367 amino acids)
Biological process (GO): thymocyte migration; chemotaxis; positive regulation of dendritic cell chemotaxis
Cellular component (GO): membrane
Molecular function (GO): C-C chemokine receptor activity
Source: RefSeq, a predicted model, not a curated record